CAGUGGGCCGCCUAACAUCAGCUGGCGAGAUCUCGUGUCACGAAUUCACCCCUUCAAAUCGUCAGCUGUUCGCAGUCAGUUUUUCGACGGUCGUGUGAAAAAAUUAAUGCAAAAAAUCCCCAACAGAUAAACAAUAAAUAGGCGUGCGGAAAAAGGAGGAAACCGGGAUUAGUUGAAACUCGCGUCGUUUUGGUUCUUUUAGUUUCCUUAAACCACUUUGCUUUGCGCUCUGUCAGGCAUUUCAGUUCCGUUUCAAAUUCGUGGCCCAAGUAAUUUAUCGGCGGAUAAUAUGGAUAUUCUGAGGAAAAUGUUCAAGACCGAGGCGGAAAAGGAGCCGGACUCUUCGGUUUCCGCUUCCAACAAGGACGAGUUCCGGAAGCCCCAGUGGUUCGAGGAGGCCGAAACGGAUGACGAACUCUUCGACGAUGAUCGCAAGUUCGCGUUCCAGGUCUUCACUAGUCCUUUGGAGAUGCAGAAGCACUUCGAGAGCCAGCUGCAGCGACUCCUGGAGUCCUUAAAUGAUAACGAUGAUGGCUUUGAGCGGGACUUGAAGGAGGACUUCCUAAAACCGGGCUUCGAAAGCAAGAUUCUGAAGAAGUUUGAGCAGCAGAAGGACUUAUCCCUUGAUACCGAUCUGGAUGGCGAGAUCUAUGCCGAUCAGUUGCACUCGCUCAUCCAGCGCUUGAAUCCCGAGGAGAAGUACGAGCCGGGCGACCAGGAACUGGGCAACAUUUUGCCAUCGAAUCAGCAUGGCUACCGGAAGAGCUUCCAGCGAGCCAAGCUCACGGAUGAGGAGAUGAUCAUGGGUCGGAUCCAUGGCACCAUUUCCGCUGAUGGCGACGGCCAGUCGUCGGCUCGUCCGCCGCGUCCGCCGAUGAACAACAAGCCGGACAUCAUGACACCCAUGACUCCGAUGUUGCCGCGCAGUGGAAUGUCUCCAUUUGGCGGGGUUUUCGACGGCAACUAUCAGGGUCCCAAGCUCUUCAGCCAGAGCGUGAUGACCAAGACGGUGCGCAAGCCGGAUGGCAGCUAUGAGACCACCAAGGUGACUCAGGACUCGUCUGGUCACAAGACCACCACGGUAACCAGGAUGAUAGAUGGUCGCAAGGAGACCAUUGUUAGCCAUGAUGGCGGGGAGGCUUCGCCCAUCGGAAAACAGCAGAAGGAGGUGGCAGUGGCCCGUGGCGAACGCAACAUAUUCGUGACAAAAGAAGGCUACGCCAUGCCACGGAACCUCUGGUGACCAGUGGUGAACAACUAUUGCCCCAAUCAAGACAGGCGAUCUCUGCUGGAGCAACUGAAACAACAGCAACAACAGCAACAGUAUGCAGAUAGGCUAAAGCGAUUCGUCGGCAACAUAGUCCCGCAUCCACACAGCAUCCAAAUUAGAACCUACUACAUUUUAGUUUACAUUCUCCUUAGUGUUUGGUGUUUUAGAUGAAACGCACUUGAGACAACAACAGCAGAUGACGACGAUUAUUGACCAUGAUUUAAUUGACCAGCGGAUUGAUCCAGCUGGCCAUGUAUAUUAUGUGUGAGAAAAGGCGUACUACACGCCGCACUUUCAGUUCCCAGAUCCAGGGAUCCAUCACCUCUCUGCCAGGCCACAAAAAAGCUCGAAAUGGAGUUUUGGUUCUCGGCGAGGGAGAGAUUGAUUGAGCGCUGCGAACGUGUGAUUUUCAGUUUUGCGAGCAGCAGGAAAAGGCCAGCCGGUUUUUGGGUUGAAGACUACUACUUCAUCCAAUCCCCCAGAGAGCUGGCAAAUCGCCGAAAAACUUCGGCAGUUAUUAUGUAUUAUUGUAUUUGAUUCUUCGUGUUACUAUCUGUGUGUCUCAAUGUGCUGCGAUCGUCAGCAUCUAAAGUGCCCGUAGUGAUUUAACAGCGCGAAAAAGAUUAAAAAAGUAAAUGAAACCACUAUACAAUACAUUACAAUACAACAAAUCAAGUUUAUACACUAUCUAUCUAUCUAUUGCGUUAAUAUUUUGUUAGUUAUACACACUCUACAUUUUUUAUAUGUACACUUAAACACCCUUCGUGGUGAAUUGAUCUAAUUUCUGCCCAAGCAGUCGAGUUCAACUCACAGUAUUUUGAAUUACAAUUCGGUUUUUUGUUUAUAUUAGUUGUUAGUUUUACUAAUCUGUAAUGCCUAAGUUGAUUUUCGAUCAGAUCUAAUGUUUAAAGAGGACACAAUGCAUACACGCAUUAGUUAUCAUUCAAGAAACAUGCAAAUAAAGUGUUGUGCAAUAAAAA
Drosophila takahashii is the source of this 2250-nucleotide messenger RNA. RefSeq lists its product as uncharacterized. Gene Ontology annotation, cellular component: actin cytoskeleton; apical plasma membrane; mitochondrion. Lineage: Eukaryota; Metazoa; Arthropoda; Insecta; Diptera; Drosophilidae. The record is from RefSeq and is a predicted model, not a curated record. Gene Ontology annotation, biological process: regulation of actin filament polymerization; negative regulation of apoptotic process.